This is a messenger RNA of Acinonyx jubatus (cheetah), 2060 nucleotides long. It is a transcript of the gene RHNO1, whose product is annotated as RAD9-HUS1-RAD1 interacting nuclear orphan 1. NCBI's taxonomy places the organism in Eukaryota, Metazoa, Chordata, Mammalia, Carnivora, Felidae. Gene Ontology annotation, biological process: recombinational repair; DNA damage checkpoint signaling; cellular response to ionizing radiation. Gene Ontology annotation, cellular component: chromosome; nucleus. The record is from RefSeq and is a predicted model, not a curated record. The transcript has 3 exons. Bases 548 to 1312 code for a protein of 254 amino acids.
GCCGGGGCCCUCGGCCUGCGCUCCCUCGCGUGUUCCCGGUCCCUACCUGAUCCCGCCCCCGACGCCGCUCCUCCCGCCUCCCUCUGGCCUUUUCCAAAAUCUCUGAGGCCUUUGGCUUCCCCGUCAGGGGACACCGUACUCAUUCACCUAACGAUCGGCUAGCUAUCUCGACUAGUCGCCUAGCCUAUCAUCUCGUUUCAGCUUCCAACAUCUUAAAUUCCACACCAUAAAGCUCUUUGACUAAUGUAGUCAAGAAAUUUUGUUGAGCACCUACUAUGUGCCAGGACCUGCUAGGAUACAGUGGCCGCGGAGAUUCUUUUCUUACCCUGGGUACCUGUAAUGGGAAGAGAGGACAGAACAGACGGUUUUGAAGAAUCAAAUAAGCAAAAGGAGAAUUACAGCUGUGAAGGGAUAAAUUAGAGGUCACUGAUAACUGAGUAUCUACAAUAAGAUCUUACCUUAGGCAUGGGUUGGAAUCGGAGCCUGUACCCCGACCUGACUACAGCUAGCAUGAUGUGGUUAUUAACCGCUCGUCAUUCACCUAUUGAUGCCUCCCAGAAAAAAACGCCGCCAAGGGUUCCAGAAAGCCCAGCUGCUAUUCCAACAACCACCACUGGAGGGCCCCAAACACCACUAUGGAUCUGCACAGCUUCCCAUCACUCACACUAGACAGGUGGCCAGCAAGCCCAUUGACCACAACACCAUCACUUCCUGGGUUUCACCUCAGUUUGAUACAACAGGAGAAAGCUGGUUCCCAAUGAACCAGAAACACCAUCGCCGAAACCAGGCAAGACUUUCAAGUCGAAAAUCCAUCACCUCCAAGUUUCCACAUCUAACAUUUGAGAGCCCCCCAUCUUCCAGUUCAGCCACACUUGGGAUCCCCUUAACCAGGGAGUGCGCCAAUCAGUCAGAAAAGUGCAUUUCUGGAAGGCCCUUAGUUCCAGUGCUCAGUCCUCAAAGCUGUGGGGAGCUGUCCACACAUACACUUCAAAACUUACCUUACGUGUUCAUUCCACCUGAUAUUCAGACCCCAGAGUCUUCGUUUGUGAAGGAGGGGCCCAUUCCCCCAGAUCAGAGGGAAGAUAGCCUUCCAAGUGGCUCCUUUCACACCAGUACUCCCAAGACCCCAGGGCCUGGGCCUGUUCUAGUUAAAGACACUCCUGAGGAGAAGUAUGGGAUCAAGGUCACAUGGAGAAGACGACGCCACUUGUUUACUUACCUCAGGGAGAGAGGGAAGCUGAAUAAAAACCAAUUCCUUGUGAAAAGUUCACUGGAUUUCUCAGACAGCAGCAAUCUCAAGAAAUUUUCAUAGAGUUGCUAAAUUACUUUUCUGGCUCACAGAAGUGUAUGUCAGAAGAAUAAAAUGCAAAUACUGCCAGUAACAUCAACAGAAAAAAGAUAGUUUAACUAGAGACUUGGAGUCAUAAGGGAAUUUGAUUCCCAGCUUUGCUUUUUAAAAUGUCUUUUCCUAAAAAGUUUUUAGUGUCAUAAACAGUUCACUUCAAAUUUUUCUUCUAUUAACUGUUUAAAAUUUUAAAGUAUCUUAUAGUAACUGUUUAAAAUGUUUGUAAAUAAAUGGUUGCAGAAAGGUUUUAGAGAACCCUGCUCCUGAUUACUGAUCGUGCAGCAAUACUGCCUUCUCCACAAAAGGUCUUCAUUGUUUUUUUAAGCCACUAAUUAAUCCUCUAAUCACCCCAUUCAACCUAAUUCAUUCCACAUUUUUGAGUACCAACUCUUGUGUCAGGCUCAGCGGCAGCUUCCUUUGUGGCAUGGUGGAUGGAAAAAUCAAAGCAACCUUUUUAGAGCUGAGCAACCUUUUUAGACCUCUGCAACCUUGCUCAUCUGCUAAAAAGUCAGGAUGAGGAAAGGUGCCAAGCCCUGUGUUAGUGAAUACAGUGGGAUCAGGGGCAAAAAAAGGGGACAGAGAUGUUACUUAAGCUUGCUGUGUUUUGGUUAUAUUUCCAUUCAAACAAAUCUGAAAAUACCACACAGGGUGGGAAAAUGAUUUCUUGUAAUGAUUGUUUAAAAUAUGUAAUUAAAUAUGGAAACUUUUCAGAGAA